Molecule: messenger RNA, 1634 nt
Organism: Penicilliopsis zonata CBS 506.65
Lineage: Eukaryota; Fungi; Ascomycota; Eurotiomycetes; Eurotiales; Aspergillaceae
Exons: 3
Coding region: 254-1498 (414 amino acids)
Biological process (GO): mitotic sister chromatid cohesion
Cellular component (GO): nucleus; chromatin
Molecular function (GO): protein-lysine-acetyltransferase activity
Source: RefSeq, a predicted model, not a curated record
UCCCCCCCCCUUGUACACAGUCAGUACAGGGGUCAGAAGCUGCCAAGUUCCAACCCUUCCGACGUCUCCCCACAGCCGAUCACUCGAUCUUCGAUCUUCGCCACCGUUCAAGCCUGUCGGGCUGAGACAAUAGGUAUUAGUGAGGGAAAGCUGGUCUGGGCAGAGACGACAACACGUCAGUCGCCUGCUUCCCCUCUUACGGUGAACCCCUUGAUCCAACCCAUUGUCGAUGUGCAGUCUACUCUGAGAGGAGAUGCCGUGGACAGUCACGAAUUCUUUCAAGCGAGGCCUCAUGAAAACGUACGGAAGACCGGUAUGGCGCGUGUUUGACGACGACCAGCACCCAGCCGCGAAGAAACGACGCGUGCAGUCGGGCCAUGAGUCCGACGAUGCGGAAUUGAGCCUGCAGUAUGCCAUACGCGAAUCGUCAGCCGCCAUCCUGUCGAGUCCAUCGCGUCGCAACUCGGUCGUGCUCUCCGAAGCGACUCAGGAGGAGGACGACCUGUCGACACCCCCCUCGUCGCCGCCGCCACGGCUGAGCCCGCCGGUCAACACGCGCAAGCCGACCUUUGCCUUUCUUAAACGGAAACAUUCGUCAACCAAGGAGGCAAGCAAUGCCUCCCCGCUCACAGAGGUCAACUCCAACAGCGUGCGCCCGUCGACGGAGCCGCCAAAGAAGAAAUUACAGCAGCAACAGCAACAGCAACAGCAACCGGUCCUGAAGCAGAUGCAGAUCGAUCUGGGCACUGAGACGCGCAAGACUUGUGCUACAUGUGGCAUGGAAUACAUCCCAUCUAACGCCGAGGACGCUGCGCUACACAAGAAAUUUCACGAUCGGAACUCUACGGGGGUGGACCUUGGCAAGGCGUUUAUGCGAGGGAACGCGUCGCGCUGGGUCUACGAAGCCACACGCUUCGAGGAAGGAUACGUCGUGAUUGUGGAUCGCAAGGCUUCUCCCACCACCAAGGGUCAGGCGAAGAAGGUGUUGGAGGUGAUCAACAAGGAGCUAUCGGCUCCGGACAUCGCGGACGACGUUCUCUGGAGUCAGAUCGAACCGCCUCAACAUCUCCAACAGCAGCAGCAGCAGCAGCAAGGGGAUGCACCGCCCGAGAAAGCCGAUCGAUACAAGGUAUUUCUUCACAUGAAAGACAGCCGCUGCGUUGGGCUGUGUCUUACGGAGCGCAUCUGGGAAUCCCGAGCUGUUGAGCGACCGUCGCCACCUGCCAGUGACCAGCCCAACGGCCAUGACUCAUCCAUCACUGCUGGGGACCAGCCCUACCCAGCCAUCGUGGGCAUUUCACGUAUCUGGACGUCAGGUUCCUCGCGUCGCAAGGGCAUCGCCAUGGACCUCCUCGACUGCGUGGUGAGCAACUUCAUCUACGGGAUGGAGAUCCCCAAGGCCAAGAUCGCCUUUAGCCAGCCUACAGAAAGUGGUAAGCGGCUAGCAGAGGCCUUUUUUGGCUCUGAGGAGCAGUGGCACGUCUACAACGAGAGCUGAGAACACCGCGCGCUGGUAGACAUUAACGUGGAGGAUGCCUAAUCCUGAUUACCCCCUUUCAAUUUUCCUUGGUCGUGCACGGUUCGAUUUCGGGCGGAAGGCAGCAGCAGCAGCCGGGGAGCAACCUCACACGUAC